Molecule: messenger RNA, 3039 nt
Organism: Amphibalanus amphitrite
Lineage: Eukaryota; Metazoa; Arthropoda; Thecostraca; Balanomorpha; Balanidae
Product: polynucleotide 5'-hydroxyl-kinase NOL9-like
Exons: 8
Coding region: 210-2510 (766 amino acids)
Biological process (GO): cleavage in ITS2 between 5.8S rRNA and LSU-rRNA of tricistronic rRNA transcript (SSU-rRNA, 5.8S rRNA, LSU-rRNA)
Cellular component (GO): nucleus
Molecular function (GO): polynucleotide 5'-hydroxyl-kinase activity
Source: RefSeq, a predicted model, not a curated record
GUGUGUUUGUGUUGUGUGCAAGGCUAGUUGUGUGGUUCGAGAUUUUUUUGUCGUAUAAGUGUAUCCAUGUUUUAGGCACAACAAUUUGGUACUCUUCUGGCUUGUGAAGACUGGUAAAUGAGUCGAAGAUAAGCCUUUCAUUUGCAACUAGAGAAAAAGUGAGAAGACAAAAGCUUUUUUGCAUUAAUCUUGCAUCUGCAACAUUUUGCAUGAUUAUGACUUCCAAUUCCAAUGUCAUGGCAAAACCAAAGGAGUCAAAAAUAGUGUUCAAUGACUCGAGUAUUCCUACAUGGCUAGAAGGUUCAGCUAGUCCUGAACAAUCUGAAGACAAAUCCAGUGCCAGUGAUCCAUGGCUAUCAGAAAAUGUGCUCCUUACAAAUCCUGGACCAACCUUGCCAGAAAGUGUUGUGCCUAACAUUAUAUCUGAACAUGGCAACAUCAUGAAUAAUUCAAAAAGCAAACAAAGGAAGAGACUCAGAACAUCCUCAUUUGGCAAUGUAAGCCCUGCAAAGUGUUCAGCCAGUGAAGCAGUGGCCCAAGAUGACAUGUCCAGCUCCAGCAAUGACGACACCAGCACAGCGGCUGCUGACACUCAGCCACAUCCACCUCUGGCCAAGGCCGUGUCGCCGUCGUCCGACACUGGCGAGGACGUCAUCAUCGACGACUGCACGUUCAGUGACGAUGACGACUGCGUCGUCCUGCCGACCACGGCGGCGCCCCCAGCUGCUGCCCCAGCCCCUUCCCCUCCGAUCGCCCGUGCCUCCCGCGCGGGCCGGCGUGGUCCGCCGCCGCCGGGUAACGCCUCGGAGCCGGUGCCGUUCGGUGUGGACGAGGUUGUCCCGGUGGAUGAGCGCACAGUGCUGGUCACCACCACUCCCGACUUCUGCCUGCUGCUCUGGGGCGCGUUCCAGGUGCGCGUGCUGCGUGGCGCGCUCCGGGUGCACGGGGCACUGCUGACGCCCGCGCGCGCCCAGUUCCUGCCCGUGUUCGCGCUGCGCGUGAAGGCGCUCCCUCCGCUGCUGUCGGCCGAGGACUGCGCCGCUGAUAACACGGCGCCAGCCGGCGUGCCCGCGCUGCCGGCGGAGGCGGCGGCAGCGCUGGAGCGCACCGGGGGCACGGCGCUGCUGCUGCGCCGGCUGCCCAGCCACCUGCUGUCGCUGCUGGCCGCGAAGCUCGGCGACACGUUCACGCCGCGCCCGGACAGCCAGGACGCGGUGAUGUCGCGCGUCGGCUGCCGGCUGCUGCGCGCCGCCGACGAGCUGCACCAGCUGGGUCUGAACACGUUCGCGACCAGCGCUGAGUGGGAGGCACAGCUGCGGCAGCUCGAGGUCCGCUCGACCGGCAAAGAGCGUCUGCGUGUGGUGUUUGCCGGUGGCAAGGGCGUCGGCAAGUCGUCGUGGAUGUACCACGUGCUGAACCUGCUGCUGAACACGCGGCGGCACGUGUACGUGCUCGACCUGGACCCGGGCCAGGCCGAGUUCACGCCCUGCGCCUGCCUCUCGCUGGUCAAGGUCGACACGUUCAUUGUCGGACCGUCCUUCACACACCUCACGGAGCCGGUCAGGAGUGUGUUCCUGGGUGAGGUGUCGGUGGCGAACGACCCGUCCGGCUACCUGGACGCGGCGCACCAGCUGGCCACCGCCUACCGACAGCUGGCCGAGACCGACCCGGCGCCCCUGCUCAUCAACACCAUGGGCUGGGGUUCAGGUCUGGGCGAGGACCUGCUGCUGGAGGUGCUGGGGAUGACGCAGCCGACAGACCUGCUGGAGGUGCGGCACCCCUACAAGGACAACUUCAACUUUGCACAGCCGCUGACGCCGGCGCGGGUGAACGAGUGCGGCCGCAGCUGGCUGAUCGAGCGGUACCUGCUGCCGGACGCGCCGCUCCGGCCGGCCGUCACUUACCGGUACAGCGCGCUCUACUCGCCGGGAGAGCUGACCCGGGAGCGGGCCCAGACCAGGCAGCGGUCCCAGACCAGCACGCUGGCGCCGUGGAUGUACCGGCAACUGAACACGACUGCCUUCGUGGCGUCACUAGAGCAGGAGGACCGGCUUCUCUGCCAGAUCACUCCUGUCUGCGUGGCGUGGUCAUGUCUGGCCGUGGAGGUGAUGGGUCAGCGCGUGCUGCCGCCGCACCUGAUGCACGCCGUCAACGGCACCGUGGUGGCGCUGUGCCGCUCCGAGCCGGCCACCUGGCUGCGGCCCGACGACCCGUCCAUGUUCGCGCUGCUGCCGCGGCCGCGCGACACGCCCACAUGCCUUGGCUUCGGUCUGGUGCGCGGCGUGGACCCGGAGCGCCGGCUGCUGUACCUGCUCACUGACUUGAGUCCGGAGCGGCUCGGCGAGGUCAACACACUGCUGCGCGGCCCGCACCACCUGCUGGACGUGUUCCUGGCCGGCAGCGGGCUGCGCUCGUGGACACCGGCGCUCACAAAGGGCGCGCCGUCCACGCCGCUGUCACAGCCCAACCAGCGAAUAAAGGUGGCCCGCCGCACCGUCUUCAACCGGUAACACCGGGCCGGCGGCGGCCAAACCGAGCCGCCGAGUGAAACAGACUGUGCCUCGCCGAAACGCUGUGCGCGCCGGGCUUUCAGUGUGUGACAUGUGCUGGUAUGGUGCGGUGACCGAUAUUCAAGUGGCUCAGGACUGCCUUCAAUUCUGCAGGUGUCUGGAGAAAACCCAGUCGGACCUCUCAGCAUUUUUCAUUGUUAGAGUAUUUCAUUUGGAAAACGCAGAUCGACAAUAUGCAGAAUGUGUCGCGGACCAAGAGCUGUAUGCUUGAAAGCGACCAGACCCAUAAGCGACAGGAGUGUCUAGCAUGAAUUGAUUGGAUGUGGAAGUAGAAUGAUGAUGGUUAACGUCGCCAUCAUGUUUUGUUUUAGCAAGGCUGGGAAUGGAAAUCAUUCGUCCAAUUCCCAGUAGGUUGUUACAAGUGUGCUUACUGCUCAAUGGCGCUUAGUGGUGUGCGAAAAUGCAAGCAAUAUUCUUACACGUUGUUGUUUUCUAUCCGUUUUGAACAAUACACGUGUAAAAGACGCCA